UUAGCUCUUAGCUCUCUUUCUCUCUUCCGUUAGCGUCUGUAACCGGCCUGACUUGAGUUGUGGAGCCGCUCUCCGGUCCUCUCCGACUAGGUCGUGGCACAACACAAUGGCUGCUGUAAAGGCACUUAAUCCGAAAGCUGAGGUGGCGAGAGCUCAAGCGGCUCUGGCCGUCAACAUCAGCGCCGCUCGGGGACUUCAAGAUGUCCUGAAAAGCAAUCUCGGACCAAAAGGAACCAUGAAAAUGCUUGUGUCCGGCGCCGGAGACAUCAAGCUCACUAAAGACGGCAACGUCCUGUUGCACGAGAUGCAAAUCCAGCAUCCGACGGCUUCCCUGAUCGCUAAGGUGGCUACGGCGCAGGACGACAUCACCGGAGACGGCACCACGUCCAACGUCCUCAUCAUCGGAGAGUUACUGAAACAGGCGGAUAUUUACAUUUCUGAGGGUCUCCACCCCAGGAUCAUCGCCGAGGGCUUCGAAGCUGCGAAGGACAAGGCUCUGGCUGUGCUCGAGGACGUGAAGGUCACUAAGGAGAUGGAUCGUGAGACUCUGGUGAACGUGGCCAGGACUUCGCUGAGGACUAAAGUGCACACGGAGCUGGCCGACCUGCUCACAGAGGCUGUGGUGGACGCAGUGCUGGCCAUCAGGAAACCUAACGAACCCAUUGACCUUUACAUGGUGGAGAUCAUGGAGAUGAAGCACAAGACGGAGAGCGAUACACAAUUGAUCAGAGGUUUGGUGUUGGACCACGGAGCCCGACAUCCUGACAUGAAGAAGAGAGUGGAGGACGCUUACAUCCUGACCUGCAACGUCUCUCUGGAAUACGAGAAAACCGAGGUGAACUCUGGCUUCUUCUACAAGAGUGCUGAGGAGAGAGAGAAGCUGGUGAAGGCUGAGAGGAAGUUCAUCGAAGAGCGCGUGUGCAAGAUCAUCGAGCUGAAGAACAAAGUGUGUGCUGACAACAACAAGGGCUUCGUGGUCAUCAACCAGAAGGGGAUCGAUCCGUUCUCUCUGGACGCGCUGGCUAAAGAAGGCAUCGUGGCUCUGCGCCGGGCGAAGAGGAGGAACAUGGAGAGACUCACUCUGGCCUGUGGUGGUGUUGCCAUGAACUCUGUAGAUGAUCUGACCCUGGAGUGUUUGGGCCACGCCGGUCUCGUCUACGAGCACACGCUGGGAGAGGAGAAGUACACGUUCAUCGAGAAGUGCGGGAACCCACGCUCAGUGACGCUGCUGGUCAAAGGACCAAACAAACACACGCUGACGCAGAUCAAAGAUGCCGUGAGAGACGGUCUGCGUGCCGUCAAAAACGCCAUCGAGGACGGCAGUGUUGUAGCAGGAGCGGGUGCUUUUGAGGUGGCCGUGGCUGAUGCCCUGGUGAAACACAAGCCCAAAGUGAAGGGACGAGCUCAGCUGGGCGUGCAGGCGUUUGCUGAUGCUCUGCUCGUCAUCCCCAAGGUCCUGGCUCAGAACUCAGGCUAUGAUCCACAGGAGACUCUUGUGAAGCUGCAGACUGAAUUUAAAGAGUCCGGCCAUCUCAUCGGCGUGGACCUGAGCACAGGCGAACCCAUGGUAGCUGGAGAGGCCGGCAUUUGGGAUAACUAUAGUGUUAAAAAACAGCUGCUUCACUCGUGCACGGUAAUCGCUAGCAACAUCCUCCUGGUAGACGAGAUCAUGAGAGCCGGAAUGUCUUCCCUCAAAGGCUAAACUAAUCGAGCAUGAUAAACCCGCGAGAUGAAGAAGGGCUGUAGGUGGCCUGUAGUUCGGCGCCGAGAUGCCUGCAGUUCUGCACUGACUGCAUCCUGCCCGGAUUCCAACAGCGUCAGAAACCCGCCAUCGUCACAUGUCUGCUCAUUUUGUGUCCGGUAGCAUUCCGCUCUCGGGAUCGUCUCUCACAUUUCCUCCAGUCAAUUGGGUUAUUUAUGAGAUUUUGGUUAAGCACUGAACUGCAGUCAUACACUUUUUCAUUUGUACCCAUUAAAUGUUUUGGUUCAUGAAAAUA
This is a messenger RNA of Pangasianodon hypophthalmus (striped catfish), 1997 nucleotides long. It is a transcript of the gene cct6a, whose product is annotated as chaperonin containing TCP1, subunit 6A (zeta 1). The record is from RefSeq and is a predicted model, not a curated record. Gene Ontology annotation, cellular component: chaperonin-containing T-complex. Gene Ontology annotation, biological process: protein folding. The transcript has 14 exons. The coding region runs from base 107 to 1702 and encodes 531 amino acids. Gene Ontology annotation, molecular function: ATP binding; ATP-dependent protein folding chaperone; ATP hydrolysis activity. Lineage: Eukaryota; Metazoa; Chordata; Actinopteri; Siluriformes; Pangasiidae.